Pungitius pungitius (ninespine stickleback) is the source of this 1820-nucleotide messenger RNA. Its product is annotated as cytohesin-3. The transcript has 13 exons. Gene Ontology annotation, biological process: regulation of ARF protein signal transduction. Gene Ontology annotation, molecular function: guanyl-nucleotide exchange factor activity. Lineage: Eukaryota; Metazoa; Chordata; Actinopteri; Perciformes; Gasterosteidae. The record is from RefSeq and is a predicted model, not a curated record. The coding region runs from base 246 to 1430 and encodes 394 amino acids.
GCUGACGCGGUGCGGCUCGUGUGGACGCAGACAGCUGAGGAUGGAGCAGAGAGGGAGAAGCUCUCUGAAAUAGCCCCUCGCAGCUUCUCCGCGGCUCUCCUCCUUCUUCUCCCGCCUCAGCCCGGUGGAUCGGUGUGUUUGUGGGCCGCCUGUCAGCGGGGGAAAGCGACGAGAGAAGCCCGUGAACCCCCCCCCCCCCCCUCUGAUCAGACACCUCCACCCCCCCACCCCUCCGGAGAGACACCAUGGAAGAAGACGACCACGUUCCUGAGGACCUGUCCCUGGAGGAGAGGGACGAGCUGUCAAACAUCCGACGCAGGAAGAGGGAGCUGCUCGACGACAUUGAGAAGCUGAAGUUGGAGAUAGCAGAGGUGAUGACGGAGAUCGAGCAGCUGACGUGUGUCGGAGAAACUAAAUCAUCGCAGAGAAACAAACAGAUCGCCAUGGGCAGGAAGAAGUUCAACAUGGACCCAAAGAAGGGAAUCCAGUUCCUGCUGGAGAACGACCUGCUCCAACACACGCCGGAGGACAUCGCUCAGUUCCUCUACAAAGGCGAGGGCCUCAACAAGACCGUCAUCGGAGACUACCUGGGGGAGCGGGACGACUUCAACAUCAAGGUGCUGCAGGCUUUCGUGGAGCUGCAUGAGUUUGCAGACCUCAACCUCGUCCAAGCGCUACGCCAGUUCCUGUGGAGUUUCCGCCUGCCGGGCGAAGCCCAGAAGAUCGACCGCAUGAUGGAAGCGUUCGCCUCGCGCUACUGCCAGUGCAACCCGGGGGUCUUCCAGUCCACAGAUACCUGCUACGUGCUGUCAUUUGCUAUUAUCAUGCUGAACACCAGCCUCCAUAACCCCAACGUCAGGGACAAGCCCCCCGUGGAGCGCUUCAUCUCCAUGAACAGGGGCAUCAACGAAGGGGGAGAUCUUCCAGAGGAGCUCCUCAGGAACCUCUACGACAGCAUCAAAAACGAACCCUUCAAAAUCCCAGAAGAUGACGGCAACGACCUGACGCACACGUUCUUCAACCCCGACAGAGAAGGCUGGCUCCUGAAGCUCGGCGGCCGGGUGAAGACGUGGAAGAGACGCUGGUUCAUCCUCACCGACAACUGCCUCUAUUACUUUGAAUACACAACGGAUAAAGAACCUCGGGGGAUUAUUCCUCUGGAGAACCUCAGCAUCCGAGAGGUGGACGAGCCCCGGAAGCCUAACUGCUUCGAGCUCUACAACCCCGGCCACAAAGGUCAGGUGAUCAAGGCCUGCAAGACGGAGGCGGACGGGCGGGUUGUCGAGGGCAACCACGUGGUGUACAGGAUAUCGGCCCCCACGCCGGAGGAGAAGGAGGAGUGGAUCAAAUCCAUCAAAGCGAGCAUCAGCAGGGAUCCUUUCUACGACAUGCUGGCCACCAGGAAGCGGAGGAUAGCCAAUAAGAAAUGACCAGCACCGCCUCCAACAACAACAACAACAACCCUUUAAUGAGCCAAACGAAUGAGGACUGAAGCCAUGACUGAACCAAUGGGGGGGGGGACUUUGCUUAGUGUGGCUGUGACGACAUCGCCCCCUGCUGGACAAACAAGGAAGUAGAUCAGUCCUCAUGUCCUCCAAGGGGACAGUUGGCGUUUUAUCUUCAGCAGAAGAUACAAGAACAACAACGUUUUGUAACUUGAGAUGUUAGAAUCAGCUGGUCUGAUUGUACACACAUGCACCCCCGGUGUGGUGACCAUGUGACGCGUUGUCAUCUUCUUAUGUAUUGAAAAUCCACCUCCGUGUUGAAGUUCAUCUUUUUGAAUUUAUUUUCUUAAUUUAACAAAAGAAAGCCCCCCGGUU